UUUUUGGGUGAACUAACCCUUAAGUUAAUCUUUGAAUUACUGUAAUAUGAUGGUGCUCAAAUGAAAACACAAGGGGCAAUAGUAGAGAUUGUUUUCAAUCAAAAAAAAAACAAACAAACAAAAAAAAAAAACUACAACAUACAAAGAUUACAUCGUGUUCAAAAGGUCAUCAAAGCUCUCGAGUGAAUCAGGCAGCCAAUUAUCUCUGCAGCAUGACAGAAUAAGGAUGAGCACUGGAUUUACAGCUGUAUAUUUAAAAGUAGCUCACAAGCAUUCAGACAGUCACUGUCAUUGUUUGCUUUGACUCUAAAGCUUUAUGUUUAUUUAUACAGGUUUGUGAUUCAAAUCAUUAUGCUCAAAUUUAUAUGCAACUUUUUCUAGCAUUUGAAAAUAACUGUUAAAUGUGUGAACUUACAUUUUUUUCUUAUGCGUUUUCUUAUGGUAAUUUAUAUUUUCAGCUUGUGCAAAACAACAAAUGCAAAGUUACCAUGAGUUCUGUAAAUGUAAGUUUUUCACAGAAUAUCUCGAUUGUUCAUCCUCAAUACUUUUUUAUCAUUGGACUUUCAGGAAUACCACAUAGCACUUAUUACUAUAUAUUUUUAUUUAUGAUUUAUUUUGUUACUAUCUUUGGGAACUCUGUAGUUCUUCUCAUUAUAGCUCUUCACCGGAGCCUGCACAGUCCAAAGUACAUUGGCGUGUUUAACUUGGCCUUGGCUGAUAUUGGUGAAAUUAAUGCACUGAUUCCUAACAUGAUGAGGACUUUUCUGUUUGACUCACAGUACAUCUCAUACAAUGCUUGUUUGGCAAACAUGUUUUUUGUGUUCUUCUUCAGUAGUUUGCAAAGUGUCACUCUUCUUGUUCUGGCAUAUGAUCGCUUCAUUGCAAUUUGUUUGCCAUUAAGAUAUCAUGCAAUUGUGAACAAUACCAGUAUGGUUUUAGUUUUUCCAGCAAUAUGGGCAUUUAAUUCUUCUGUGGUGGCCUUGAUGGUGUCUUUGAUCACCCGACUUUCAAUUUGCGAAUCCAAUGUAAUACAGAGUUAUUUUUGUGAUCAUGGACCAGUGUUUAGGUUGGCAUGUAAUGACUAUAACCUUAAUAAGUCUGUGGGAUUUGUCAUCACAUCUUUAUACCUUAUAGCACCUUUGGUCAUUAUAUUCCUGUCAUAUUUGGGCAUUUUUCUUGCUUUAAGCAGAAUUACAACUUGGGAAAGACGUUUAAAAGCGCUUAAGACCUGUGUUUCACACCUGUUGUUAGUAGGGAUUUAUUUCUUCCCAAUAUGCUUCACAUACCUAGCACAACUCUUGCUUGCUCUCACUCCCAAUGGCAGAGUCAUUAGCACAUCUCUGGCAUAUGUUGUUCCACCUACACUAAAUCCCAUCAUUUAUGUUUUAAACACAGCUGAAAUCAAAAUCUUAUUGCGAAAAAUGCUUGACAACAGAUCUUCACCAGUUAGAGAUAAUAUUUCAAAAUGACUGCAAUUAUUGUUUUUUUUUUGUUUUUUUAAUUCUUAAUAUUUAUGAUAAUAUAUAAAUAAAAGCAUCAUCAGUACUGGGACUGCAUGUAUGUGUUGGUGAAUAGCAGUUAUAUGGUAUUUAUGUACUUGUUUAUUUAUGAAUCCAGUUGUUUUCAAGUGUAUAUGUACUGAUUGUGGUCUUACUGACAUCGAGGCAAAACUUGAAAAGGAAGAAUAUUUUACAAUGCAAUUUGUUAACAAUUAUUGUUGUGUUUACUUAUUUUAUGUUACUCUGGGGUUUCAGCCACCAAAAUUGUAUUAGCUUUCAUCUUUCACUCUUAGUAGUGGGUAAAUUCAAAUAAAUGUUUUGUUGUUGUUGUUUUGUUGCCAUCUGAAGAAAAAUGUGACAUAUAAACAAUAUUUGACAUAUAAAUAAUAUUUGACUAAAUAAAAUAACAUUUAUAAUAUUUUCAUCUUUGAACUUCUUAUAAAGGUGUCCAUUUGCAUGUGAGGUUUAUUUUUGGUCACCACUAAACUGAUUGUUGAUAUUAAUUGAAAAAAU
Molecule: messenger RNA, 2012 nt
Organism: Megalobrama amblycephala (Wuchang bream)
Lineage: Eukaryota; Metazoa; Chordata; Actinopteri; Cypriniformes; Xenocyprididae
Product: olfactory receptor 52E8-like
Exons: 1
Coding region: 402-1469 (355 amino acids)
Biological process (GO): G protein-coupled receptor signaling pathway
Cellular component (GO): membrane
Molecular function (GO): olfactory receptor activity; G protein-coupled receptor activity
Source: RefSeq, a predicted model, not a curated record